CUACGUUCGUUGCUCUAUAUCUGUAUUGUCCGUAUUAAUUGUGCUCUCAGAUCACCGACAACUCGCCAAGAAAAUACUGAGUUCGCUUUCACUUUACCUUCUGCAAACAUGGGAGGGAGUAGUAGUAGCCCUGGGAGAAGAAUUAGUUUAGAACAAGAUGCUGACGGAGGAGUAGUUAAAGUCUCAGAAGAUGUACUAAGGCGCAUGUUUGGAGAAGAGGAUUCGACCAAAUCAACAGGUGAUUCAAGAAGUUCAGAUCCCCUACCCAGGCGGUCAGAGGCAAGAUGGAAAGCUCGUAUGGAUGAACUAGAAGAUCACUACAGAGAAAAGCUUAGGAAUGCAGAAGAAAAGAGUGCUGCCUUUUACAAGUUAACUGCUGAACAAUUUCAAAAAGCUGCAGAUGAAGUUGAAGCAAAGUUUAUGAAGCAACGGUUUGUUCCCAUUUGUGAAAAUCUUCAAAAUGAUGUCUUGAAAUGUUAUGCCCAAAACCCAAACCAGACAUUAAACUGUGCCCAAGAAGUCAAGGCAUUCAACACAUGCAUAGAACAGGCAAGAAUGAAUAUUUUACUGAAGAGAGGUGUGGGUGCUGCGUCAUAACAGAUGAUAUGAAGAUAGCCUGAAAGGAAUAUGUUUGCAUAUUAUAUCUUUAACUUGUACCUUGUAAAUAUUGUGGUGAAAUGAGAAAGAGACCAACACUAAAACCAUGGUCUCCUCAUUAGAGAGUGCAUUGUAUUAGAGUUACCCAUAUCAUUCUUUCAGUCAGAUCGUCUUGUCAUCAAAUUUUGUAUCGAUACCCAUUCUUAGAAUUUCUUACAAUUAUUGAAUUCUAGGAUGUUUUGGUUUCAUACUGCAAUCAGAUAUUCUAUAAAUUCAUGCAAAAUAUGGAGAUUUGGAAGAUAAAGGUUCCUCAUGGAAUGAAAUUGUAUCUUGUUCAUAAGCAGAGAAUGACAGGUUUUUGAGUCGUAAUGCAUUAUUGAGUUAAUAUGAUAAAUUCCUACCGAGAAAUAUUCAAUCAUUCAAGACAAAGGUGUUUUGACAAAGUAGUAUGAACAUGGCUUUUCAAUGACUUCAGAUGUACAAUACCCCAAUCUUGCAGAAAUAUUGCUAAUGCACUUCAGUGAACUUUGCAAAUCCCUUUUUCAUGCACGCAUCGAAGUUUCAAAAUUUUGCAGUAUUUCGACCGAGAUGCACAUGAAUGGAGGCAGCCAGAAUGUUGUAAUCUACACAACUUCUUUUGUCUACUCUGCAGAGGAAAUGAUUGUGUAAGCAUAAUAUGAUCAAACAUAUAAGUGAGCCUCUAAUGUGGUUUUGCAGAUGCAUUUAAUGAGCCCUACUUAUCACAAUGUUACUGAAUAUUGUAUUUUCUAGAGGGACCUAGUUGCAAAUUGCCACAAAACAAGCCUAGGAUUUGUAUUCUUACUAAAUUGAAUAAUAAUAAAAAAUAUGUACUUCAUACUUGUUACAUACAAGAACAUGAAUUUAUUUAGGGCUUCACUGCUUGUCCAUUCAUUACCAAGAGUGGAAUCACAUUCUAUGGAUAAGUGUAAUGUAAGACAUGCAGAGGAUCUUGUACUAAAUGGCUCUACAUAUCCUGUUACUUAGAAUAUUUGGAGUUCCAUUGUUACUUAGGAUAUUGUGAGUUAGAAGGUUGCGAGUUCGAUUCCAACUCUGCCAUUGUCUCCACUUUGAUAAAAAGGCCCAAGAGUGAUAUCGGUCGUCUAUUAUGUCAGCCACUAUGGCUGAUUAAUCUAGACGUAAAAUGUUUCCAAGGUAAUUGGUUAUAUGCCAGCUUGGCGUUUACCAGCAAAAAAUGCUGUCCUGCCGAGUUCCUACGGGAGUUACCACAACAGAAACAGAAUAUGGUCUCUGAGCAAUCUCAAUCAGAUAAGUAGAAAGUGGAAAUAUGAUCAGAAAAUAAAAUUUUAAUAUUAACGUUGAA
Molecule: messenger RNA, 1939 nt
Organism: Lytechinus variegatus (green sea urchin)
Lineage: Eukaryota; Metazoa; Echinodermata; Echinoidea; Temnopleuroida; Toxopneustidae
Product: MICOS complex subunit MIC19-like
Exons: 7
Coding region: 109-597 (162 amino acids)
Biological process (GO): inner mitochondrial membrane organization
Cellular component (GO): mitochondrion; MICOS complex
Source: RefSeq, a predicted model, not a curated record